This is a messenger RNA of Brassica napus (rape), 2391 nucleotides long. RefSeq names its product F-box/kelch-repeat protein At4g39753. The record is from RefSeq and is a predicted model, not a curated record. Gene Ontology annotation, molecular function: protein binding. The transcript has a single exon. NCBI's taxonomy places the organism in Eukaryota, Viridiplantae, Streptophyta, Magnoliopsida, Brassicales, Brassicaceae. Bases 557 to 1720 code for a protein of 387 amino acids.
AUAGUAAAAAAACAAUGAAUCCAAAUACGAUUUCCAAUGAUGCUAUUUGAAACAUAAAAAAAAUAUUAUUUCACAUUUUUAAAAUGAAAAUCAGACUGUUUGAAAUGAAAAAUGAAUUUUGAAAAUCAAAUUUUAAAAACUAUAUAAUUUAUAUAUUUCAUAAAACAAUAAAAAUAUCAAACUAUAGUAAUUUAAAAAAUAAAAUAUUAUUUUGAAUAGAUAUUUAAAAUAUAAUUUUUUAAAAAAAAAAACUCUGGAUUUUCUUUAAAAACCUUUGAAAUUUGUAACAAAUUGUUUUAAGAUUACUCAAAUCUCUGAUUUCUUUUUUAUUUAUUCAAAUCUUAAUUUUUUCUCAAAUCCUGGAUUCAGUAGGCCCCUUAUGUUUUAUUUUUGUAAACCGAAUCGACUAGAUAAUUAAACAAAAGCAGGGGGUUAGUUUUUUUUUUUUUUUUUUUUUGGUAAAAUAAGGGCGUUAGUUUUCAAUAUCAAAAACGAAAGUAUUUAUAAACUUGAUAGUGUUUUUGGAAAGACCUAAUCGUGGGUUUACUUUACACUAAUGUUAUACUCUUGGGUUCAAGCCGUCGCCUCUGCGGCUACAAGUCUCAUAGUCGAACCACCGUGGAAAAAGAGGAAACCGAAUCCACCUCCUCCACUGUCGUUUUUGUCGCUUCCAGAUGUAAUAAUUCUAAACUGCUUAGCCCGCGUAUCGAGGUCCUACUACCCUAAACUUUCCCUAGUCUCCAAAACCUUUCGCUCUCUCAUCUUAUCCAUUGACCUCAACCACGCACGCUUUCACCACCAAACACAAGAAGACAUUUUUUAUAUAUGUUUACAGCUUCCCGACCGUCCUCUUCCAACAUGGUUCACCCUUUGGAUAAAACCUGACGAGGAGGAGGUGAAGAAGAGAUCUAUCUUUGUACAAGUGCCGUCUUCCUACGAUUCUCGAGAACCGUUGUCCUAUUGUACGGUUGGCUCAGAUCUCUAUGCACUCAGACAAAGCUAUCCUCCGUCCCCCUCAAUGUUUGUCCGCAACAAGAAGAGUGUUGUAUGGCGUAACGCACCCAACAUGACUGUACCUCGAGCGUAUCCCGUUGCGUGCAAACUAGAUGGCAAGAUAUAUGUAAUGGGAGGUUGCAAUGAUGACAAAUCCAAAAAAUCAUGUUGGGGUGAGGUUUUCGAUACAAAUACUCAAACAUGGGAAACUUUACCUAACCCUAAGGCUGAGCUCCGGUUCUCUUCGAUGAUCAGAGAAACGCAGAUUAUCGAAGGAAAGAUAUACGUUAGGAGCAUCGAUGAGAUAGAUUCUGUUUAUGAUCCGAAAACACGAAAGUGGGACGCUACAGAAAAAGCACUCGUGGAUGAUAGUAGGUCUAUGGUAAUGGUAGGUGAUUUAUAUUACUCUUGUCGUGCGAAAAGUUGCAAGUGGUAUGACACAAAGUGUGACAAGUGGAAACUAGUCAAGGGGUUGUCUUCGUUGAAUAAGAGUUAUUGUCGUCGUGGUUUGAUUGAAACAGUUGAGUAUUGUGGGAAACUCUUAAUCAUUUGGGACAAGUUUGCGCAGCCUCGUCGUUAUUGUCAUGAAAAGACUAUUUGUUGUGCUUUGGUUGCGUUUGAAAAGCGCCAAAAUGGUCAAGUUUGGGGAAAGGUUGAGUGGUCUAAUGCUGGGCUUACGGUUCCAAGUUCAUACGUCUACAUGCGUUAUUUAGUGAAUGUCUUAUAAAUUUAAUUCUUAUAACAUUGUUUAGAAUCUUUGGUAGCACCAACGAUUCAUAUAGAUCUAUUACCUAUUCUUUGGUGUGGCUUUUCUGAACCUUUAUUAAUUAGUUUGGUGUGACACUAUGCCACUUGUUUUUUUGUUUUUGUUUGUCUUUGUUUUUGUUUUUGUCUGUGCUUGGUGCUGACUUUAAAAUAGUAUAAGAGGAACAAAUGUAGAGGAAAUGUUUUCUUGUUGAUUUUAAAUCUGGUAAACUGAGGUUGUGGGCAUUGGCUGAGCUAGAUUUCAUUUUUAUAUGGGUUAUAACUCAUCUAUUAUGGAUAAAAAAAAGUACAUCUAUGAAUUUGAACCUAUGGCAUGUGGGUCAAAAGGUGGGAUCUUAACUAAAUUAUCACAAUAACAACGUGCACAUUAGGCCUACAAACUUAUAUUUAUAGAUUCCACAUGGUUCAGUUGACCACCAUACCUCUUAAGUGGGCUCGGCCACUGGUUUGUGGGCAAAUGAAUCCAAGAAUUGGGACUAGGUUUUCGACCUAAAACUCAAACAUGGGAAUCACUACGACAUUACCUGACCCUGGCUCCGAACUAGUGCUGGAAAGCGGGUCAAACCAGCCCGCCGCGGGUUGUGUCAUUUUUUUACUCAAAAAUUUGACCCGUAAGAAGAAAAUAUAACACCC